Messenger RNA from Stereum hirsutum FP-91666 SS1, 2991 nucleotides. Its product is annotated as Utp14-domain-containing protein. The transcript has 9 exons. The record is from RefSeq and is a predicted model, not a curated record. NCBI's taxonomy places the organism in Eukaryota, Fungi, Basidiomycota, Agaricomycetes, Russulales, Stereaceae. Gene Ontology annotation, cellular component: nucleolus; small-subunit processome. Gene Ontology annotation, biological process: rRNA processing. The coding region runs from base 1 to 2991 and encodes 996 amino acids.
AUGGCUCGACCAGCACGCCCGGAUCGUCCAGGAAAACCAAAAUUCUCUUCUCACAAGGCAAACGCAGCAGGCUAUGCUAAACGGCAUUCUGCCAAAUCGAAGGCGAACCUCUCAGACGUUUACGAUUACCAGCACGAGAAGGUCAGGCGCGGAAACGUCUCUCUUACCCUUGACAAAGAUGAAGCAGCGGAGUUUGACCGCGAUGGGUCGGAUGAGGAUGACAUUGACCAUAGUGCGUUGAGAGCGAGGCUUAUUGGGGAGACGGUGGACGAUGAGAAGAUUGAUUCGGAGGAUGAUGAGGAGCUGGACAGUGACGAGGCAUUCGAGGAGAGCGACGACGAGAAAUAUGCUGGGUUCUCUUUUGCCACCCAGAACAAAUCGAAGUUCAAAGCCAAGAAAGCGUUAAAAUCCAAGAAGACCUCUGGCGUCCGAUUUGCUGAAGUCAAUCUUGACGAGGAUGAGGACGGAGACGGGGGGAUAACGGCCAAGGGAGGCUCCGGCGAAGAUGACGAUGAAGAGGAGGAGGAGGAAGGUGACUCAGACGAAUUCAUCGACGUGCUGGACGUUUUGGACGGGCGUGGAGAGCCGGAUUUAGGAGAGGAAGAAGGGAAGGGAAGCUCACGAAGGGAUGAUGCUGGCACGGUUGAACAUCAGAUAGGGGACAUGGGGGAAGCGGAUGAGGACGAGGACGAGGACGAGGACGAGGUGGAUGAAGAUGAGAACGAAGACGACGGUAUGGAUCUAUCUGCCGACGAAGCCGACCACGACUCCCCAGAAGCACUCGACAGCCUGGGCAAAUUCAUCUCUUCGCUGGACACGGGAACGAAGCGGAAAGCUGAGGAUGCAGGACUUGAGGCACCCCGGCGGAAAAGGAGAAUUAUCCAGGAGCGCACUGAAGCAGGUGCCGAGAAUGAAUUUGCUGCUCAUGUUGCAGGGUCACAACGGCUCAAUCUGGACGAUCUUUUGGAACCCCUGGCGUCGCAGUCCUCAAACCUCAUGUCUCUCAAGAAAUCGGCGAAAGCUUUGACUUCGUCGCGGGUAGGAGGGGCUCCGCUCUCUGCACCUCUUCCACAACGGACACAGGAUCGUCUGGACCGGGAAGCAGCUUAUGAACAGACGAAGGAGGAAGCCGAACAUCUCUCGUUUCCUUUACAAGCCCAAAAAGCAGGCAAGACUUCGAAUCUUGAGCUUAGCGCUAAAUUCAAGCCUACCACUGAACUCGAAAGCGCCGUCGACAAACUUCUCAAGCAAGCCAAAAUGCGUGAAGAAGACCUUGCCCAGACCGAAGAACUCAAGAUGAACCACCUCUCCGUCGAAGAGGUCGCUGCACGCCGCGCAGAGGUCCGCAAACUUCGCGAGCUCAUGUUCCGCGCGGAAGCCAAGGCGAAACGGGUUGCGAAGAUCAAGAGCAAGACGUAUCGCCGCAUGAAGAAGAAGGAGCGGGAAAAGUUGGCAGCUAAAUUGGGAGCGGACGAAGUGGAUGAGGAUGAUGAGGAUGUGAGGAUGAAAAGAGAGGCGGAGAGGGCGUUGGAGAGAGCGACGUUACGCCACAAGAACACGGGGAAGUGGGCGAAGUCGAUGAAAGGACGAGGCGAGCUGGAUCAUGACCAGAGGAAGGAGAUCACAGAAAUGUUGGACCGAGGCGAGAAACUGAGACGAAGGAUUCAGGGGAAGGGCAGUGAUGACGAGAGUGAAGAUGAGAGCGAUGAGGAUGGGGAGGGUGGGAUCGAGGGGCUGAAGGCGAGAGCGUUCGAGGAGAUGGUGGAGCUGAAGCGGUCAGAAGGGCUAUCGGAGGCGGGGAAGGGCAAGAGCGUUUUCGAUAUGAAGUUCAUGCGGGAUGCUGCUACUCGGGAGCUGAUCGAGGUCGACAAGGACGUUGACGACUUUAUAAAGGAGCUCGGAGAGGACGGCGAUGAAGGAGAUGUUGUUCAAGAUGAAAGUGGUGCCAUCAUUCAGCGUACUGGGGGGCGAAUGACCUUCAGGCCGGGUGCUCUGGUUCCUUCUAGAGUGGCGCUAUCAGAUACAUCAAGCGUCACACUUCAAUCGGCUGACCUCCUACCCCAAGCCAACUCAACGACGACCUCUCCAAUUCAGACUAUUUCCCACUCACUCCCACCUCCCGUUACCUCUUCAUCAUCUAAAACACAAUCAAAUCCGUGGCUUGCUCAUGCAGAAGACGGUUCAUCAGGAGCCGGCCUCAGAAGGAGCGAAGUCGUUGUCGGCAAGGACAGCAAAGCGACCGAAAAGUCAAAGAACAAGCUUCGCAAGCGAAAACAGCAGCGGGAUGAAGAGAAGGAGAGAGAGAAGGAGGACGCCGUUGUGGAGAUUUCCUUGGACAACACUAUGAAGGGCACGUCUGCGUCUGCUUCGUCAUCGUCGAAACAGGUGCCAGUCAAGUUGGCUGGGAAGGGUAAAACGAAGGUCACAACGGCUGCCCUUACUGAUGACGACUAUGACGUGAACUCGGAGGUUGAUGAGCAGGAGAAGGCGUUGGAGAAGAAGGACAAGGGAAAACGAGGAGGUAGCAACGGUGUGAAGGCUUUCGAGCAACGGGACCUUGUCGCAUUAGCCUUCGCUGGUGACAAUGUCGUCCAGGACUUUGCGGAGGCGAAACGACGAGAGAUCCAGGCCGACGCGCCGAAGCAGGUCGACACAACCCUUCCAGGCUGGGGUGCAUGGGGUGGCUCUGGCACCAAAAAAUCGGCACCCAAGCCGUACCUCAUCAAGAAAGUUGCAGGUGUGGAUCCAAAAUCCCGCGCCGACUAUGGAAAGGCCCACGUCAUCAUCUCUGAGAAGAAGGAUAAGAAGGCGGCAAAGUACAUGGUCAAGGAUUUGCCCUAUCCAUAUACGAGCAAAGCACAAUUCGAAAGGAGCAUAGAGACACCGCUUGGGCCGGAGUGGAACACUCGUGUCGGGUUCCAGAGGGGAACACUACCAAAGGUCACGAAGAAGAUGGGUACGGUCAUCAACCCGCUGGAGAAGUUGUUCUGA